AUUUUGAUUGAAUAUAAUGAAGCGAAGCGAAGCUGAUGGAGAUUAUGAGGGGUCUGAAAGUUCAGCCCCCGCAUCUAAACGUCGGAAUCACUUUACAACGUUGAUCAAUGAGCUUGGUCUCAAGUUGGAACCAAACUUUCGACGCUGGGUGCGGGAGGAGGUAGAGAAGGCGGUCCACUCAUACUUGAGAUGUUCAGUUAACCAAGUGGCGCCGCCAUCUCAGUCAAGGGCUUACCAGCUACACUUUGAUGGUGAAUUGGAGUCCACCAUUUUCACAGCCAGUAAGGUGGAAUGUGCAGAUGGCGAGCCUUUGAGGAUUUUCUUGUAUGAUGUUUAUUCCAAAACCAGAAUAACAUCUGGACCCCUGGCUUCUAUUAAACUCGGUGUCGUUGUGGUUGAUGGUGAAUUCACCCGGGAUGGUCGAGAGGAUUGGACCGAGGUUGAGUUCAGUAAUAACAUUGUGAAUGCAAGAGAAGGAAGAAGGCCAUUACUGGCUGGGGAUUUGGUGAUUCAGUUAAGGAAUGGAGUGGGGAACCUUGGAGACAUAAAUUUCACGGAUAAUUCUAGCUGGAUCAGGAGUAGGAAGUUCCGGUUAGGAGUGAGAGUGGUUAGUAAUUCUGGUGUCAGAGAAGGCGUAAGCAAAGCCUUCACUGUGAAAGAUCAUCGCGGGGAGUUGUACAAGAAGCAUUACCCGCCAUUCUUGAAUGAUGAAGUAUGGCGGCUGGAGAAGAUAGCGAAAGACGGUGCAUCUCAUAGGAAACUUGCUAAGAAUGGGAUAUCUUCAGUGAAAGGCUUACUAAGGAUGUAUGCCACGAGUCCUUCCAUAUUGCGCGAGAUACUUGGUUGUGGAUCAUCGAACAACACCUGGGACAAAAUCAUACAACAUGCCACCACUUGUGUUGUGAACGAUAACGAGUGGCACAUGUACCGGGUUUCAGAAUAUGUUGCUCUUGUGUUUAAUUCCAUCUGGAGUGUCGUGGGAGUAAUCCUCGAUGGCCAAAAUUACCUGCCUGUCGACAAACUUGACAGAUCUCAGAUGCAAAUGGUGGAAUGGUUUAAGCAGCAGGCUUAUAGAAACGAGGACAAUAUCGUCCCACUCGAGGACGACUCCAUCAUUGACAACCAGUCUAUGGUGUUCUUGAAUCAUCAAAAUGGCCUUUUGAACAGCCUUUCUUUAAGCCAAGAGGCUUUCGUUUUCCCAGCUGAGCAAGGUACUGAUCAGCUAGAGAUGCAGAUGAACUCAACCCAUACAUCAUUCUCAAUGCCAAUUCCCAGUAGUGAACUGCAACAUCUCGACCAAUAUGGAGAUCCGAUGCCCGAGACUUCUCAUAGAAUGCAAGUGUUCAAUCCUAACCUUGGAAACAGUCUUGCACUUCAUAAUUUUACUUGUUUGGAAGAUGAUUUGGCUUCUGGGGGUUCUUUGGACCCUCUAGAUAAUCUAACUGCAGGUAAUAAUAGUGACCAUUAUCAGUUUGGUUCAUCAUCUUGGCUAGGAAAUGGAGUGCAUUUCAAUUCAAACCUCGAACCAGUUCAUCCCGACUUCUUCUUCCACGUGCCAAGUAGUACUGGAAAACCAAAAGCGCGGUGGUGCAAGAUCCGCGCUGUGGUUAAGUGGAAGAUGGUGGCUGCUAAAAAGUGGGCUGCAUUGUUUGUGUAGAUUGUAAACUAGUCAGUUGUCAGUGUAAGCAAAGCACCUAGCUAGCUUGUUCAUUACUUCCUGUAACUUAGUGCCACUAAGAGUGUCUGUAAUUAGUAUGUUUUUAGUAUGUUUGGCCCUGACAUGGUUGUGCAUUUUGGGCACAAGUCCUUGCAAAAAGAUGCUGGCUUUGUCUAGUGGCUAGGUAUUAAUAGCAUGUUUGGUUCGCGGAAUAGGCCUGGAAUUGAAUGACAUUCUCAAGAAUAAGCCUAUUCCGUUGUUUGUUAAUCCAUUUUGUUCUCGAGAAUAUUGUACCCGGGAAUGAGUUAUUUCUCCUGCAAGGGGAAUAACUCAUUACCAAACAAUGGAAUAGGCAUGUUCAUAGGAAUGUCAUUCCAUUUUAGGCUUAUUCUGUGAACCAAAUAUGCUGUAAGAGGGUUUGUACUUUAAUGGUUUUGGUAUGUUUUGCCCUGACAUAGUCGUGCAUUUAGGGCACAAGUCCUUGCAAAA
Molecule: messenger RNA, 2146 nt
Organism: Ipomoea nil (Japanese morning glory)
Lineage: Eukaryota; Viridiplantae; Streptophyta; Magnoliopsida; Solanales; Convolvulaceae
Product: calmodulin-binding protein 60 D-like
Exons: 8
Coding region: 17-1657 (546 amino acids)
Biological process (GO): regulation of salicylic acid biosynthetic process
Cellular component (GO): nucleus
Molecular function (GO): calmodulin binding; sequence-specific DNA binding; DNA-binding transcription factor activity
Source: RefSeq, a predicted model, not a curated record